AUGUCAGACGAGUUAGUUGGGUCGCUCACCAUACUUCUCGCCUCAAAACAUGUGAAUGCUUGCUACUGUAGUGCUGGUAAAAUCUGUUCAUUUUCUAAUCUGUCCGACAUCCAGUCCACUGAAUAUUUGCGAGUCUGUUUUUUUUUUUUUGGAACUGGUCCAACAAGAAAAAAAACUGAUUUGUAUUGGUACCCACCCCUAUUUGUGAAUGAUCAGAACACCGAUUUUCUCUGUUGGUUUGCAGAUGUUCGUAAGUACUUCUAUUACAUCAAGGAACAUGUCAGCUCAGAUUGGAAGGACAUGGCCUUCCAUCUGGGUUUUCGGUGGUCGGACGUCAACAACAUUGAAGGAAGAAACCGAGAUGACAAGUCUCGCUGUAUGGACCUGUUGGAGGAAUGGCUGAAGCGUAACGGAGAGAGAGCCACCAUAGAGGUCCUGAUGGAGGCUCUGAUCAAGGCAAAUCUGCAGAUUGUUGUGGAUGGUCUUAAACAGAACGAAUUUCCUGGAGUGCCCUGUCCCUUUGAAGCUGCAGGAAUAGAGACGUCUUCAUUGACAGAUAUUUUUCGGAUGAAUGUGAAGAAGUACUACGAGUUAAGACUGACUCACUUCAAGCCUCUAAUCUGGGAUGACAACUUCACACUCACCAUCAGUGAUAUCUUCACCCAGUUAGAGUUGAUACCAACAGCUAAAAGAACUGGUAAUAGGUCAGAAUCAGACAGGGAAGAGCAAAUGAAAGAACUACAGUCAUUAGACGACUUGUUCAAGCCAGAUAUCACAGGGCAGUCUACAGCGCCAAGGUGCAUUUUGAUUGAGGGUGAAGCCGGAGGGGGAAAGACAACAUUUCUGUCCAAAGAAGCCCUAGACGCCGUCUCACAGAAAACAGAGUUGGGCAGGCAGCACAGCAUCAUCCUGUUGAUCAGACUUCGAGAAGUGAGAGUGGGAGAGACCAUAGAGGAGAUGGUGUGGGACCAGUGUGUUUAUGAAACAACGGAAAGUAUUGAUGUACAGUCCAUCAGAACAAUCCUACAGAGGAGCAAGUCUUCUGUACUCUUCCUCCUAGAUGGGUAUGAUGAGCUGCAACCUGAGGCCAAAGCAGCUGGGCAGGCUAUUCCAAAACUCCUGUCUGGCAAGUUGUACCCCUACAGCACAAUAGUGAUCACCUCCCGACCCUCAGCAGGAGUGCAGGAGUACACCCGGCCAGACUGUCAUGUGCGGAUCAUGGGCUUCUCCCGUAGACACGUGGAGGCAUACAUGCAGCAAUAUUUCACCGUUGUUGGGAAGCAGGAACUGGCAAGGAACCUUGCUGUUCAUGUCAAAGAUAAUGAACUCUUGAACACUUUGAUCCAGACCCCAAUUUUCCUGAUGCUCGUCUGUGCGUUGUGGGCGAAGGACCAAGAGAUGGUGUCUGCUGGAACAAUGACGGGAUUGUACGACAAUCUGUUGAUAUGUCUGGUUAGAAAGUACUGUAAGCGGGAAGGAGUGAACAUGCCAACAGAAGGGCUGCCUACAGAGGUUGCAGAGUCAUUACUGCAGCUUGGUAAGCUUGCGCUACAGGCACUGCUGAGGAAUGAGACCCUGCUCGACCUUACGGAAGUAGAGAAAGAAAAGGUGAAUUGGGAGUUGCUGUUAAAGCUGGGUGUGGUGUCCUUGGAGGUUUCUUCCUCUAGAUUGCAUCCUCUGAUUCCUAGGAAACAGCUGAGCUUUUCCCACAAGACCAUGCAAGAGUUCCUGGCUGGACGAUAUGUUGCCCAUGCUUCGGAGAAUCAAGACAUUGGAGAGCUGCUGCAGCUCACCUCCAUAACAAAGGUGUUUGAACUCAGCAAUCUGCUUCAGUUCACAUGUGGCUGUGAAUCACAGGCAGCACAAGCUGUGAUGGAAGAACUGUGCUACCUUAGUGAGGAGGAGUUUUCCCAUUUACAACCAGAUGACUUUCAUAAGUCCCACCUACCUGUAAAGUCAGAGGUACAAAAAUCAGUUGAAACUUACAAGAGGUUUGUGUUGCUCUGCCUGAAAGUAUUGAAUGAAAGAAAAGAGCAAGAGAUACUGCAGGCUGUCAGCAAAGCCCUGCCAGUUGUCAUCUUGGAUAUCAAUAGAAUGAGGAAACAACAUACAACUUUUAAGUAUUACUUGGAAAACAUCCAGCCAUUACAUUUCCCAGAUAGAAUGAUUCUAGAAUUAUCCUUCUUUCGUAGUGCAGUAGAUCUUCAGUACCUGGAAAAGACUUUCCCUUCCGCCAUUCCUGGGCUGCAGUUAGACCUAAGAUUGCGGUACAUGAUGUUUGGUUCACCUGACAAGACAGCCUGGCUGGUUUCAGUUCUGAAGAAUGUUCCUGGUCUGAGGGCGCUGGAUCUGUCAAACAUAGCCACACUACUAACACCAUCAUCACUCCAGCCACUUGUACAGGGGUUCAGCCACAUGUCUCUGUUAGAGGAGCUGGAUCUUAGCUGGAACCCUGAGCUUGGUGAUGCUGGGAUGGAAGUUCUGCAGGUUGGGCUGCCCAGUCUUCCACACCUAGCUGUACUCCGCCUUGCGCGUGUAGGCAUAACAGCCUUGGGUAUGUCAUUCCUGGCACCCUACAUGGGCAACCUGUUGCGACUGACAGAACUUGAUAUAACUUGCAAUGAGAUCGGCAACACUGGGCUGGAAUUCCUCAUCACUGUCGUCCCCAUCUUCACAGCCAUGCAGGUGUUGGUCCUGAGGGAUAUCAGAAUCGGUGUCACAGGCAUGCGCACACUGGUCCCUGUACUGUGUCAGCUAACCAGACUGAUCAAACUGGACAUAAGCAAUAAUGCCAUAGGAGACCUCGGUCUGGAAUGUCUGGCUGCUAUCCUCCAUCACCUCACAGCCAUGAAGGUGUUGGUUCUCAGUGAGAUGGGUAUCAGUGACAGAGGAGUAUCAUCCCUGAUCAAAGCUCUGCCUCACCUGGUGCGAUUACAGGUGUUGAACUUGAGCGAUAAUGACAUUGGAGACAUCGGAAUUGUGUCACUGGUACAAAGUCUGGCAACAGCUCCUCAUGAUCCCUGUAACAUCACACUGCAGGAGCUGAACAUCUCAUGGAAUACUGGAGUAACGGGAGCCGGACUGGGGAGGGUCACACAACUUAUCAGCAAACUUCCGGCACUGACCAGGCUGGACAUGUCUGGUCACGCAGACACACCUUCACACCUAUCUAACACCGCUGCCAUGGAUCUGACUGAGGCUCUACCCAGACUCCCUAACCUGGAGGAGCUGAACCUGUUUUACAUCUCCAUGGAGCCUGCAGGCUUCAAUGCUGUGGUGCAGGCUGCAGAUGGACACCCAACACUCAAGGAGCUACACUAUGAAACAGAACAGGUGCCUGAGGGAGCAGAAACUACAGCCAGCUAUCUGAAGCUGUCAAGCUUCCAAUGAGUUCCUUUCAUCAUGCCAACCUGUUCUGUACAUUGUCUCAGGUAUGUGUUACGUCAUGUAGCUGUCCCGACACACAGGUGCCUUCCAGUCUGGACAAGUGUGGCUUUCCUGAAAGUUAUAUAUUAAGCCCUGCCAUCACACAAAAAUCCUCCCCAAACAUCUGCUUGGAGAGUGUAUCCACAUUCCUAUGACAACUCAUCUACUAAUUUGAAGAACAAAUUGUGGACACCACAUGACUUACCAAGGACAUAUCGUCUACCCUAUAUAUAUCUAUAUCUAUCCAUCUAAUAUCUAUCUAUCUUAAUUCUUAUAUCUAUCUACUAGAUGUGUAGAUAUAUAUAUAGAUAUCUUUGUAUAUAUAUAUUCUAUCUGUCUAUCUAUAAUCUGUAUAUAUGUAGCACUGCGCUGUUUUUUGUUUUGUUUUGGGGUAGUGUUGAUUUGCGAUUUGGCAUAAGGUUCUCUAGUGCCAGGGAGGGCAUUUUCACACUGAAAGUCCCCCUUCCAAUGUAGAGAUCAACACACACACACACACACCCCAAAAUGAAAAUGUACCAUUCUAUGAAUUGAAUUCCAUACAAACAUUAUUACUCAUAGUCGCAGAGGUAAUUUGUACGUGGAUGGUAGUUGAAGAAUGAAAUAUGUUUUUUCCAUCUUAACACAUGUCAAAUAGAGGACAAGGUUCUUCCUAUAAACGUUGUCUAGAGUCCCCCUUGCAGAUUUGAUAUGUAUUGUUUCACUCAUGGUUUUCCAUUGUAAAGAAACAUUCAGAAAAUAGACAUGACUCAUCCUAUUAAUAUCUUUUUUUAUGUCAUACCUGGGCCGCGAGAACGUUCAAUACAGCUGUUCCAAACCGUGUGAUAAAAAGCCGUACCACACAGGCUUCAAAGUUGCAUCACACAGGCUUCCAUCGAAUAAUUUGAACAUAUAUACACUGCGCACGCCAGAGCGGUGCGGGCGAAAAUUUGAAUACCUGAUUCGGAAGUUGGAACAUUGCUGUUGUAACAAUGUUUGUUCGAGGGCACCAAAUUUUGUCAACUUAUGGCGCAUUUCGCAUCCAAAUAUGUGUAUUCUCAGGUGGGUAUGACAUAAAUAAAAUACAACACGGUGUAUUCCACAUCACCCUCGGUCCCAGCCCUCCCGCGGGUCGGAUCACCCUUCGGCCGUUGGGCGACCCAACCCGCGUUCGGGUUGGUACCUCGUGUGAUACGGAAUACACCGCGGUUGCAACACGGUAUAGGUGUCAUAUAGAAUACAAUUGUAUUCUAUAUGACUUACUGGUUAAACCAGUUUUUCUAGUUAGCUGUACUUGGUUUGAAUUGUUCUGCUAGUUCAGUCUAGUGACGCUGAAGAAGAAAGAUGGAUGUCUCUCGAAACGUCCGGAAGUAAAUAUCCGUUUUUUUAUCCAGUUGUAGAGAAUGAAUUGUAUUUGAAUAUUGUUUACCUGGAUGUCUAACCUUCAUAAACGUAACAAUUGUAUUCUAUAUGACACCUAUACCAUUCUCUCGUGUCAUAAAGAACACCACCGAGGCCCUGCGUGGCUGUUGUUUUUGUAUAUUUUAUUCUAUGGCACGAAAUGCCUUGUUUAUGGACUUUGACAGGAGGAGAGGGUUAAUCAAUUGUGGCAUUAGUUUUUAUGGACAUUAUUCGUGGUACAAUGUUCGUGGUCAAUGGAAUAUUAGCAAUACACAUAACCUCUCCUUUUUCGAACGCAUUACCUUAUAUGCUAAUAUGGAACUCUUCUCAAACUUUUUUGUGGAUCUAUGAUGUAUUUGAUGAACCGUAAUAUUUAGAC
Branchiostoma floridae (Florida lancelet) is the source of this 5182-nucleotide messenger RNA. Its product is annotated as NACHT, LRR and PYD domains-containing protein 3-like. Gene Ontology annotation, molecular function: protein binding. The record is from RefSeq and is a predicted model, not a curated record. Gene Ontology annotation, biological process: signal transduction. NCBI's taxonomy places the organism in Eukaryota, Metazoa, Chordata, Leptocardii, Amphioxiformes, Branchiostomatidae. The coding region runs from base 1 to 3390 and encodes 1129 amino acids. The transcript is spliced from 6 exons.